AUGCGUCCUGCUCUUCCUCUUCUUCAGCUGGCAGCUGCCCUUUACUCGGUAGCACCGCUUGCCGCUGCCUGGCCCGGGCACAGUACCGGCCAAGUAAACAAUGUUGUGGUAGUCCGCGCUGACCCCCCUGCCUCUGCUGCUCCCAGCCAGGGCCAGACUUCCAACAACGACAAGCCCAAAGAGACUAAUGCUGGCAGCAACACGGCCAAGCCCCAGGAAUCCAACAAGGCGGGCGGCAACACGGCCAAGCCUGAGCCUACAGAUCCUCCCAAGAACAAGGGUGAUUCGUCGUCCAAGGAUGGUGGCUCUUCCAGUGAUGGAGGAGAUUCGUCGUCUAGCGAGAGAAAUACCGACUUUGCUUUUGACGCUGGCAAUGGCCGUGUCGUCAUGACCAAACCCGCAGCCUUCGAUAUCCCGCUCUUCCGUAUCGGCACCAAUGUCACUCUUGGCUGGAACUACACGGGACUGCUCGCUACUCCUACCGCUGUCGACGUCGUUCUUACGCAAACUAUCGCAAAGGCCCGAUGGACCCUUACGGCCAACAUGAGCUUUACAAGUGCCGUCAACUAUGUCUGGGAUACCACCGUUCAGGGCAGCGAUAAGAGUGCACCACUUCUUGACUCCGACUACCAGCUCAUUGUCAAGGAUUCCGAUGUUCCCCUCGAUCAACAACUCAAGCCCGGUUACUUGCGCCCUGACCAGGUUUUGAAGCUUAUGCUUUACCGCGCUCAACCCUAUGUGUCAUUGCCCGACUACCAGUGCAGCGGCUGCGCCAGUGCUGCUAGCUCCAUGUACGGCAGCGCUGUUGGCCUUGCGCUGACAAUGACUGUUCUCAGCGUUGCGACAUUCACCAUGUUUGUCACUAGUGCCGGUAUUGUCUAA
This is a messenger RNA of [Torrubiella] hemipterigena, 882 nucleotides long. NCBI's taxonomy places the organism in Eukaryota, Fungi, Ascomycota, Sordariomycetes, Hypocreales, Clavicipitaceae. The record is from the annotation of a GenBank genome assembly.